Molecule: messenger RNA, 4566 nt
Organism: Falco peregrinus (peregrine falcon)
Lineage: Eukaryota; Metazoa; Chordata; Aves; Falconiformes; Falconidae
Gene: POLG
Product: DNA polymerase gamma, catalytic subunit
Exons: 23
Coding region: 24-3800 (1258 amino acids)
Biological process (GO): mitochondrial DNA replication
Cellular component (GO): mitochondrion; gamma DNA polymerase complex
Molecular function (GO): DNA-directed DNA polymerase activity; 3'-5' exonuclease activity; DNA binding
Source: RefSeq, a predicted model, not a curated record
CGGGGGGGGGGUGGCGGGGCGGGAUGGGACGUCAGCGCGGCCGGAAGCUCCCCCGGGCGCCCCUGUUCGGAGCCGCCCCCCGGCCCAGGCCCGGGCUGCGCGCGCCGGCAGCAGCUCCGUGCUGGCAGCGCAUCCCGGGGCGGGCAGCGAUGAGGCGCUUGCUCUGGAGGAGGCCAGUGGCCACCAAGCCCCAGCGAUGCACCUCCAGCUCCUCCGCCAGCCGCCCGCAGCCGGAGAGCCCGAGCCAGGAGCCCGCCAAGGGCCAGCGGCGCGUGAACCCCCUCAACAUCCAGAUGCUGUCCAGGACCCUCCACGAGCAGAUCUUCCGGGGGGCCCAGGUCCACCACUCGGAGGCGGAGAUCCAGAGGAGCGUGGAGCACCUGCAGCGCCAUGACCUGUGGGGCAAGGAGACCUCCAUGCUGCCCGACGUGGACCUGCAGCUGCCCCACAUGUACGGGGAUAACAUCGAUGAGCACUUUCGCCUUCUGGCGCAGAAGCAGAGCUUGCCCUACCUGGAGGCGGCUCAUGAGCUGCUGCAGUGCACGCUGCCCCCCAUGCCCGCCCAGUGGGCCUGGCAGCUGGGCUGGACCCGCUACAGCCCCGACGGCCGGGCAGAAGCUGUUGACUUCCCCAAGGAGCGAGCGAUGGUGCUGGAUGUGGAGGUGUGCGUGGCUGAUGGCCACUGCCCGACGCUGGCCGUGGCGGUCUCACCGCAUGCCUGGUACUCAUGGUGCAGCAAGCGGCUGCUGGAGCAGCGGUAUUCCUGGUCCAGCCACCUCACCCUGGCCGACCUCAUUCCUCUGGAGAGCCCGGCAGGUGCUGGCUGUGCUGGCAAGCAGGACUGGCUGGAGAGAGUGGUGGUGGGACACAACGUGGCCUUCGAUCGGGCAUUCAUCAAGGAGCAGUACCUCAUCCAGGGCUCCCGGUUACGUUUCCUGGACACCAUGAGCAUGCACAUGGCCAUCUCGGGGCUGACGGGCUUCCAGCGCAGCCUCUGGAUGGCUGCCAAGCAUGGCAAGAGGAAGGGGCUGCAGGAGGUCAAGCAACACAUGAAGAAAACAUGCAGCAAGAUGGAGGGGCCAGCUAUUACUUCCUGGGACUGGGUGCACGUCAGCAGCAUCAACAACCUGGCAGACGUGCACGCGCUGUAUGUCGGGGGGGAGCCGCUGGAGAAGGAGGCGCGGCAGCUCUUUGUGAAGGGGACCAUGGCCGACGUCAGGAGUCACUUCCAGGACCUGAUGUCGUACUGUGCCCACGAUGUCCAGGCCACCCACGAGGUGUUUCAGGAGCAGCUGCCACUCUUCAUGGAGAGGUGUCCCCACCCUGUGACGUUUGCAGGGAUGCUGGAGAUGGGGGUGUCCUACCUGCCAGUUAAUGGGAACUGGAAGAGGUACCUGGAUGAUGCUCAGGGAAUCUAUGAGGAGCUGCAGAAGGAAAUGAAGAAGUCCCUGAUGAACCUGGCCAAUGAUGCCUGCCAGCUGCUACAUGAGGACAGGUACAAGGAUGACCCUUGGCUCUGGGAUCUUGAGUGGGACACGCAGGAGUUUAAGCAGAAGAAGAAUCCGAAGAAGACGAAGAAGAAGGAUCAGGAUGGGAACAGCAAAGCCCCCCUGGCAGCGACAGGCACAGAUGGGUCCACGCAGGAGUGGCAGGAAGAUCCUGGUCCCCCCAGCGAGGAUGAGGAGCUGAAAGCCCCAGCAAGCCAGGUCUGCUUGGAGCAUCUGAAGGAGACGGUCGCGCUGCAGCCCAAGAGACUCCAGCACCUGCCAGGCCAUCCGGGCUGGUACCGCAAGCUGUGCCCGCGCCUGGAGGAGGCGGGGUGGGUGCCAGGACCCAGCCUCAUCAGCCUGCAGAUGAGGGUGACCCCAAAGCUGAUGCGCCUGGCCUGGGAUGGCUUCCCCCUUCAUUACUCAGAGAAGCAUGGCUGGGGCUACCUGGUGCCAGGGCGGCAGGACAAUUUGCUGGCAGCCUCCUCGGAGACAGAGGGCUCCCCCUGCCCACACAGGGUGAUCGAGUACCUGUACAGGCAGCACUGCCUGGAGAAAGGCAAGGAGCAGCCCCCGGCGCCGGAGGCUGCUGUGGAGGACGAGCUGCUGGUGAUGGACAGCAGCACAAUGUGGCAGAAGGUGGAGGAGCUGGGCCAGCUGGAGGGGGACGUGGAGGACAAAAUAGGCAGAGCAGAGCCGAGCCUGGCACAGGGUGUUCCUGGCAUCACCUCGCAUGGCUGGUCACAAGAAGGGAUGGAGGAGCUGCCUAAGCUGCCAGAAGUGAGGAGCCAGCCCUCAUACCACCACGGCAAUGGUCCCUACAAUGAUGUCAACAUCCCUGGGUGCUGGUUCUUCAAGCUGCCCCACAAGGACGGGAACGAUAACAAUGUGGGAAGCCCUUUUGCCAAGGAUUUCCUGCCUCAGAUGGAGGAUGGCACCCUGCGGGCUGCCGUGGGCCGCACCCACGGGACCAGAGCCCUUGAGAUUAACAAAAUGAUCUCAUUUUGGAGGAAUGCUCACAAGCGGAUCAGUUCCCAGAUGGUGGUGUGGCUGAAGAAGGGGGAGCUGCCUCGUGUGGUGACCAGGCACCCUGACUACAAUGAGGAGGAUGAUUACGGAGCCAUCCUGCCGCAGGUGGUGACCGCAGGCACCAUCACCCGGCGGGCGGUGGAGCCCACAUGGCUGACGGCCAGCAACGCCCGGGCCGACCGGGUGGGCAGUGAGCUGAAAGCCAUGGUCCAGGUUCCACCCGGCUACUCCCUGGUGGGCGCGGAUGUGGAUUCCCAGGAGCUCUGGAUAGCUGCUGUCCUUGGCGAGGCGCACUUUGCUGGCAUGCACGGCUGUACGGCCUUCGGCUGGAUGACUCUGCAGGGGAAGAAGAGCAACGCGACAGACCUGCACAGCAAGACGGCCACCACGGUGGGCAUCAGCCGGGAGCACGCCAAAAUCUUCAACUACGGGCGCAUCUACGGGGCUGGGCAGCCCUUCGCUGAGCGGCUGCUGAUGCAGUUCAACCAUCGGCUGACACAGGAGCAGGCUCGUGAGAAGGCUCAGCGGAUGUAUGCGGUCACCAAGGGUGUCCGGAGGUUUCAUCUCUCUGAGGAGGGAGAGUGGCUGGUGAGGGAGCUGGGCCUGACUGUGGACAGGGCGGAGGAUGGAUCAGUGUCAGCCCAGGAUGUCCAGCAGCUCCAGAGAGAAGCCAUGAAAUGCUCCCGGAGGAAGAAGAAGUGGAACGUGGUGGAGCACCGUGUGUGGUCUGGAGGCACUGAGUCUGAGAUGUUCAACAAGCUGGAGAGCAUCGCCUUAUCCCCCUCCCCCCAGACACCGGUGCUGGGCUGCCACAUCAGCAGGGCCCUGGAGCCCGCCGUGGCCAAGGGGGAGUUUCUGACCAGCAGAGUGAACUGGGUGGUGCAGAGCUCGGCCGUUGACUAUCUGCACCUCAUGCUCGUUGCCAUGAAGUGGCUCUUCGAGGAGUUUGACAUCAAUGGGCGCUUCUGCAUCAGCAUCCACGAUGAGGUGCGCUACCUGGUCCAGCAGCAAGAUCGUUACCGGGCAGCCCUGGCCCUGCAGAUCACCAACCUCCUCACACGGUGCAUGUUCGCCUACAAACUCGGCCUCCAGGAUCUGCCGCAGUCGGUGGCUUUCUUCAGCGCAGUGGAUGUUGACCAGUGCUUAAGGAAAGAGGUGACCAUGAACUGCGUGACGCCAUCAAACCCAACCGGGAUGGAGAAGAAGUACGGCAUCCCCCAAGGAGAAGCUCUGGAUAUAUACCAGCUAAUUGAAAUAACCAAAGGUUCACUGGAGAAGAAAUAAUGACGCUAGAGUGCCAGAAUGACAAUUGUCCAGAUUGCGUGCCAGGGCCUGGCUGUCCUUUCAGAAGGUGAUAUUUUGGCAAGGGCUGAUCCCGGUCACUCCGUUUCCUUUUUGCUGUAAGAAGGGAUGUUGGUGGGGAAGAUUUUGAUAGCAGCACCUUCGAAGAGCAGAGGUGCUUCCGAGGGCAGCAGCCAGCUGUAAAAUCCAAGACGGGGCCAGAAGCGCUGCUUGCACACCCGUGGGCACAAAGGAGGAAGCCAUACGAGUACUUGGCAAGAGAAACAACCAGCCAUCAGCUCUGUACACGCAGUUGUCCCAAGACCAAGGCGAGUCUGCCACAGGCGCUGUGGGAGGAGGCGGCAGCAGCAACCCCAGCUUUACUUUUUUCGCUGUCUCUUCUUUUUGGGUUCCUGGUUCUCAUCUGUCUGCUCCGCUGUGCUGCUCUGGAGGGGGUGGGAGACAGCAGCAGUACACGGUGUGAUUGGUUUUGUGUGAUUAGUCUAAGCAAUGUUUACGUAAAGCAAGAAACCAGAUGUACAGAACAGGAUUUGACUCUUUUCCUCCUUAACAAAAUGACCUGACUAUGCAACUCAUCUCACCCACUGAGACUUUCCCUGUAGAACCCCCACCCCACCCCAAUUAAUACUGGAACUUAAGACCACAGAUUAUCAAUGGCACAGGAGAGGGACCGUUUGUGCUGGGGUUUGGGUUGUUGAAACACUCAGGAAAAUAUGGACAGAAGCACCAAUAAAAACCUGGACAAUCA